CUCUAGCUGAAAAAAUGGCUGAAAUUGGAGUGUGUGUGUGAAUAAAACUGUGUGUGAAAAAUUUGCGUUUGAAACCAAUUUGAAAAUACAGGCGUUGCAGCCACAAAAUUGCUGCCCCUCGUCCACUGCCCACUGCAGCUGCCUAGUCCGUGUGUGCACACGGCGCAGGAGACCGAGCGAUCGCUAGACGGAGCGCCGAAAAAUUUGCGAUUGAUGCCACUCUCGGCACUCAGCGGCCUGCAAUUAUAGACAAGCAAAGCGCAAGCUAAGCGAACACACGGAUUACAUUCUGGCUGGGCGAGAUCGAGAAUGUAGUUGGCAAACCAAAGCAGAGCAGAGAAGCUUCGGGGCACGGAUAACUAGAUGAAAAUUCAGAAAAGACCAGCACUCCCUAUAUGUAAUAUAUAUGUAAUACACACGCGCCUGCCCCGCCGACAGUGUACACACAUCUAUAUAUCGGCUUGAUACACACAUACGCAGUUGCAUCAGCAUGCCCGACCGUGAUUCUGGAUCCGAUUCCGACGCUGGCCCAUCCAUGAAUCAGCAGCAAAAGCAGCAGGCCGCGCGGCCCAAGCGGAACCGGCGCAUCAUCAUGCGGAUCGAAUUUAACGAUUCGGAUGACACUGCCUCGGAUCCCGAACUCGAUCAGCGGCCCUCCUGCUCAACGGCUGCGGCGGCGCGGCAACUUCGCAGCACUCGGCGUCAGGAGGAGGAGAUGGAAUCGAAUUCCGACUCGGAUGCAGUGCCUCGAAAGUUCACGCGCAAGCAGCGCAGUCGCUACGGGCCGCAGAGCGACUGCUCCUCCAGUGGCAGUGAGAUCAAUCAACGUCCCAUGCGCAGCACCAAGAGAAAAAAGGUAGUGUCCACCGAGGAGGAGGACGAGUCGGAGGAGGGUAGUACUGCGGGACGUAGAGUACAGCGCACUACGGGUGAGCCGGAUCCCGGCUUCACUUCCGACAGCAGCAGUAACGAUUUGCUCGAGAAGUGUCCCAUCUGUCUGCUUACCUUCCGGCAACAGGAGAUCGGCACCCCGGCAACCUGCGAGCAUGUUUUCUGUGCAGCCUGCAUCGAUGCCUGGUCGCGAAAUGUUCAAACCUGUCCAAUCGACCGAAUCGCGUUUGACCGGAUUGUGGUGAGGGAUUCCUACGCCAAUCGCAAGGUGGUGAGAGAGGUGAGAGUCGACUUGAGCAAGUCGAAGACCGAGUUGGCGUUGGACGAAGAGGUUGAGGGGGGCGCGGCACUGGAAGAGGACGUGACCAAUUGUGAGAUCUGCGACAGUCCGGAGCGCGAGGAUGUGAUGCUUCUGUGCGACAGCUGCAACCAAGGAUAUCACAUGGACUGCCUGGAUCCCCCGCUCCAUGAGAUUCCGGCUGGUUCCUGGUACUGCGAUAACUGCAUCGAUUCCGAGGAUGAGGACCCCGAUGAGCAACUGGAAUUGGCCGACGACUUGAGCCAGCUGUAUGAGGAUAUUAGAGGCAUGGGCCUGCCUGAGACGCGCCUCCGGGUGCGAGAAGUUCAGCAACCGCCGAGGAUUCUACGCACUCGACAGAACGAGCGCAUCCGAGCGGCAAUCCUGCGACGCACUCGAUCCGACACUGCCUCGGCAGAAGGUUCUACUCAGACUCGCACGAGAACCCGCACCACCACUACAACCACUACUACUACAACAACAACUCGACGGACCACCACCAGCACGACCAGAAGAACAGCGCCACGACGCCGCCGGAGGAGACCUCGACACCGCACUUAUGUGGUGGAGUAUGAUCUAAACAACUUUGACGAGAAGUUUGCCUUAAAGACCAGCAGGAAGGUGAUCCGUCGUCGUCGACGCCGCCGACGUCGUGUUGCUGCCACCGCCUCCAGUGAGGGAGCAGGACGCCGACUUACCGCCAGCAAACGACUGGCAGAGCAGAUGGGUGUCAAGUCAGAAGGAGUGCACCGGUCGCAUCUGAGCGGAGGAACCGCCGCCAGCUUCACACUGUUUGGCAAUGCAAACGACCUUGAAUACUUUUCGGACAGCGAGCCAGACUGCGACGGCGCGCCAUCCUCCGUCGGACUUGGCUCCACUGCAGUUCAAACCUCGGUUCGCAUCGCUAGUGUCGGAGCACCACGUAAUCGGAAGGCAUUGCUUCAUGGCAAAGCUCGCACGGCGGCCACUUCAUCCGCGUCGGCUUCAGGCGCAGCUGGAGACAUUUUGUCCUCCAUUUUAGAACUGCAGGAUCGGUGGCACGACGCCUCUCGGAACUUGAGCGACGUGCAUAUUCGAGCCGAUGGCAGUCUAAAUCUCCCUAGAGUGGCGCCUGCAGCAGCACCGGCGGCUUCCUCAAAGCCCGCAGAGCACGUUACCCAGGCCCCGCUGUACCAGCGCGGAGGAGCACGACCCAAUUUCAGUAGAGGCGGUGGAGCGGGCGGUGGUGAUAACUACAACAAUCGCUACAGCGGAAAUAACAGCUUCAGGGGUGGUGGCGGAGAAUCAAGCGCUGGUGGAGGAGUAGUCCAAUCAACCGGCGGCGGCAGCGGAGACGGCCAACAGGCUGGCGGUUUCAGCAAUCAAAACUUUAGCAGCCCCAGCGCCAACAAUACCAACACAAACGUAACUAGCUUCACACCCUUCCACCUGCGCUUUAAUACGCCCAAUCGCCAGCAGCAGCAGCGCCACAACAUGCCACCUGCCAACCAGCCAACCAUUUCACCUUUUCGCGGAAGUACGCCAACAGUCGCGCCGGCACCGGUGGCGCCAUCGAACACCUUUCCGGGACAACCUCCGCUUUUCGGUCCGCCUCCUUCCGUCAACCACCAUCCGCCACCGGCUAUGGGACUGCCGCCAGUUCUAUCGGUACCACCUCCUCCCACGCCGCCCGCUAGCCUCUCGUGGAACAAUCCGAUAUUCAAGCUAAACACAAUGCGAGCAGAUGAUGAUACCGACAACUGUCCCAACUUUUCGAUUUACUCGCAAGCGUCUCAGGCGGUGGCCAACGCGUCGGCCAUGUCUACGGGAGUGCCCUACGGACCAGCUGCUGAGGAGCCCGAUAAGGGGACACAGGACGAUGAUGAUAUGAAUGAGGAUUUAGUACAAUUAGACGACGAUGAUGAAGAUGAGAACAAUGACAUACCAUUGCCACUGGGACCCGAGCCCGAACCAGUGCCCGACAAGGUUAAUGAAGAUCUGUAUGAACCGGAGAAUCCAACAGUGGAACCGGAAGAAGCAGACGUAAACGACGAAUCGAAUAGCGACGGUGUGCCCAUGGAUGAGGCCGAAUCAUCCGAUCAUAACGAUGAUAACAGCAACAGCAGCUCCCGCAUGGUGGAAGCCCCUCAACCAGAGCACGUCGAUGAGGAAGAGGAGGAGACAAAGACGCGAAGCACUCCCAGUCCGGCGGUUAAGGAGGACCGAGUGGCAGAGCGAGACCGGGCCAAGGGUGUACUGGAGCUGUACGACGAUAGCGACUGGGAAGAGUUGGACAUUGACAAGCCCAAGGAGUUCGAAAAGGCGCUGGAUACGGGGACGGAUGCAGAGGUCGCAGCUUCACCCAAACCAGCAGCUUCCAAAAAGUCAGCACCGAAGAAAGAUGGUAAGACGGAUAAAGAUGGGAAUGCGAGCGGUAGUGACCAUGAGCAGGAUCGCUCCUACACACCCUGUUUGGACGAAAAGAUAUUGGGCGAUGGCGAGGAGGACGCAACAGGGGCUGCUAAGAAGAACGAUGCCAAUAGCAGUCGAAAGUCUCGUUCCUCUAACGCGUCUGACGAUGAGGAGGAACCGGAUCGAGCGCCAGCCAUUAGCACGGAUAUUGUGUCCGAAGACGACCUAACAAAUGAAAACCAAUCUAAACGGCGCAGUCAUAGCCCUCGGAGUCGCAGCCGGAGUGGUAGCCAAGAAGAAGCCGUCACCAGGGACAACUCCAAGUCAAAGGCACGUUCAAACCGCAAUAAGGAAGAGUCCUUCAAGAAAGUGGGUAAGCGGCAAAAAGAUCGCAAUUACCGAGGCGAUAAGCCGCUGACGGAACGUAACUCCCGUUCGGGUUCGCGAAGUCGCUCGAGACAGAGUCGCUCCAAGAGCCGGAAGCGCAGCAAGAGCAGCAGUCAUAGUAAGAGCAGGAGCAGGAGUAGGAGUAGGAGUAACAGCAAGAGCAGGAGCGGGAGCAGAAACAGGACCAGGAGUCGUUCGCCCAGCCGCCAUCGAAACCGGCGUCGUCGUGGCAGUCGCUCUAAAUCCUAUUCACGUUCUCGGUCUCGAUCCCGAGAUCGGUCCUACUCGCCUGGUCGCUACAGGAUGGCCUUCCGUGGACGGGACUACCAGCGUGGCUUCAUGCGAGGUCGUGGAGGUUUGCGCUUUAAUUACCGCAACCAACAGUUUCACAACCGGCCGUUCCAGCAUUAUGGAAACCAAAACCAUCACCACAAUCAGCAGCACUUCCACCAUCAGAACCAGCACCAUGGUCAGCAUUACUUCAACCACCACCAUCAUGGUCAGCAGUUCUUUCAGCGUCCCAAGCGGAGGGAAAUGCCUCGCUACGAUGUCCGCAAUGUGGUGGGAGCAUCGAGGCAUCACCAGGCGCACGGAAAGGAUCGUUAUGGUCGCGAUGCCAUGCGCUCGGGUAGAAGCCGUUCGCCAAGGCGUAGCUCACGCAGUUUCUCACGCAGUGUAUCUCGUGGAUCGAGGGGUGGUUCCUUGCGCUCCCGAUCUGGUUCCCCCAAGCGGUUCAGGAGCUUCAGCAUGUCGCCCACACCACCGCCGGGUACAACACCCUCUCCGCACAAGCAAGGUGGUAAUCGUAGGUCAUCUCCGGACAGACGCUACGCCCGCUCGCCCUCGCCUCUGCCGCCUCCGCCCGUUGGAGAAAGGAACCGUAGUCCUGAGUCCAUACAUUCGCGCGGAGCACGUUCUCUCACCCCCAAUCGAAUCAAUGGAGGAGGCAUUAAUCGGUCCCCAAUAUAUAUUGGUUCCCCGCGCUACACGCCUCGGCUAAGUCGGAGCAGGAGCAGAAGCCGCUCCAAGAGUCCCAAGGAUGCGCCCAAGAAAAAGAAAAAGAAGUCGGACAAGAAGAAGAAGAACAAGAAGAGGACGGGCAGUGGUAGUCCAACAGCGGCCGCAAGGAUGCGACGCAUUUCACGGCAACGUGAUCCUUUUGAAGAUGACGACUUCUUGGCGCCACAGAGAAAACGAAAGAAGGGAGGUAUGGGUACUGGCCAAUGGUCGCCCUCACCUUCGCCUGGUCGCUGUGAUUUUCUGCAUGAUAGCGGCUGCCAGGAUAAGAACCCAUCAUGGACACCGCCCCUAGAAUCACCUAAGGGCGCCGGAGGCCACUACGACAACGAUGGUGGACUAUCACCCAAAAAAUCCAAGCGCAAGCGGGACAAAAGCAAAAAGAAGAAGAAGCAGCAGCCGUUGGAAAAGCAACGCAAGGAGAAAAAGCGCAAGCGGCGCACUCAGACGCCGGAGCCCCUGCCAUCCAAGGAGGUCUUCGCCUCCGGCAACAACAUCCUGGUGAGCGUAAGCUUUAACAAAGAGGCGAACAGCGGCAACGCCGUCUCCACGCUGAACUCCCAGCAGCAGCAGCAGCAGCAGUCGAUGGUGACUUUACCUUCCAUCAGGGACGAUCUGUUGAGUAAUCGCAUGACGUCCAUGACCAAUAGCAAUUUGGCCAGUGUGGUGGGAGUUAACAAGAAGGGCAAGAAAGAUAAGUUGCGCAAACGAAAAAAGCUGGAGGCCAAGCCGGUGGCUAUCAUCGACCUGGAACGCUCACCUUUCCAAGUGCACCAGGAGCCAGCGGAUGUUAUUGUGCUAACAGACAGCGAGGACGCGACUGAUCAAAUGUCGAUGAGAAGAGACAGGGAGCGGGAUAGGGAUAGGGAUCACGACAUUAUGAGAGAGAACGGCCAAAGGGAGAAGACCCCGCAGGGCAAUUCACUGGAGACAAUCAUGGAGACAUCGUACGAGAACAUGACGCAGUCCACCGGCCCCAAGACGCCACCAGAGCCACCGCUGGUCAAGUUCAGCCUGCCCAAUAAGAAGUUGCAGCAGCACAAGGUGCGCAACAAUCCCCUCCAUGAUGACGCCGACGACAUAAACUCGGCGGACGAACUGGAGGCGGCCGCAGAGGAGCAGACGUCCCAGCAUGGCCACAGCAGUCACGAUGGCGGCCAGAAGAUUGGUCCGAAUACGCCGCCGGAGUCGGGUCCGUGCUCGCCGGAUGCUUACGAUCCCUUCGAGCCGACCAAGUCCCCGUCGCUCUCGCCGCGGUCGCCGACACCUCCUCAGGGUCAGAGUCUGGACAAGCAGCAGGUUGCCAGUAUGCCUGCGAGCAGUGCAGCUGGUUCCGGGUCUAGUGACAAGAACGACAACGAUGGCGCUCAGGCGACCGUGUCCAAUGCAAGCACUAGCACCCAGACCCAGACCAAUGUCAUCAAUCCAGUGGAUUUGGUGAUGGCGCUGAUGAAUAAGCCCAACCAAAGCGGAGCCGCCAACCAGCAGGAGAGCGAAGUAAGCUCUGCCCAGUACAUUAGCAGCAGCUCUAUAAGCCUUACCGUUGGAUCCAGCACGGGCGGUGGCGGAGCUGGUGUCGGAGGCGAGAACCAUGACAAGGGUUCCGAUGGCAACUCCAUCACUGUUCUCUCUAACGUCUUGCUCACGAGCAGCAGCGUGGUGUCCAGCUCACAGCACAUACCCUCGAUUUCCAGUCCAACGCCGCUCUCAAAGAAGCUGACACCACUGCCCAAGGCCGGUGGCAGUGUGGCCAGCAGCAGCAGUGGCAUUGGGAAUCUACCCACCACGAGUGGAGGCGGUGGUGUAGGUACCGGCGGCAUGCGAAAUGGCAGCGGCAGCGGAAAUGCCGGAGGAUCGGCCAACGCCCUGGAUGACUCGUUUAACAUGGACAUCGAGAGCCCCUAUUCGCCUGGCUCGGCCGACUACGAGGAUCUCUUCGAGCCACCAAGCCAGCUGGAGGGAGGCCGUCGGACGAAGGGUGGAGCUGGAGCUGCUGGCAAGACCGAGAUGUUCGAUAACCUGUUUGGGAGCAGUUCGCCAGUGGGCAACAUCCGGGUGACAUCGCGCUACAACUCGGGCAAGAAGUACCGCAACAAGAGUGACCGCAAAUCAAAAACAAAAGGUGGAAGAAUACCUGAUUCUUAUGACGAUGUGCCUAAUUCGGCAAUGGAUCUGCAGAACAAGGAUAGAUUUUUACGCAAACUAAAUCGACAGGAACGUGUCGUUGAAGAAGUGAAGUUAGUUUUGAAGCCGCACUUUAACAAGAAGGUGAUUACCAAGGAGGACUACAAGGACAUCAUGCGAAGAGCUGUACCCAAGAUCUGCCACAGUCGGUCUGGUGAAAUCAAUCCACACAAGAUUAAAAAUCUUAUUGACGCCUAUGUAAAGAAAUUCCGGGCGAAGCACAAGAAGUUGAGUCUCCUCAACACGGGACAGGUCAGCAGUGCGGUCAAGUGUGCCGCCUAUCUAAAGAAGCUAUAAGCAAGCUAGUAUGAGAGCGAGCCAACGCCUAGGUUCAGGCACGUUUGGAUAGUAAAAUCGAAAGAAUUUUGUGGUCGCAUGCAUUCCUACCGCCUACCAUCAUCAAAUUUAAAAUCAACUAUAUUCACCGGCCGCAAUGGAAGAAGAUAUGGAAAAGUAAAAGGAACCACUCAUAAACUGUCAUUAUAACUAUUGGAAUUUAGUUUUUAAGUCAAUUUUAGGUCACAUUACGAAUGAUUUUUAGAGCUUAAGCGUAACAAAGAGAGAAGUGAAGAAGUAUUUAAAAUUAAGCAGAAGCAACCUUUGCCACUCAAUAUUUUCAUUUUUACCCAAAGCACUAUACACAAAAAUACUUUAUUUAUAUAUCAAGACUAGUUCAUUAGAUUGUUUAUUCGUAUGACACCCUGUAAUGAUAAUAUUGUAACUGUGUUCUGCAGUUAAUUUAACCAAUUGUAAGUAGUUGAGUGAUGAAUGCAAAAAUAAUUAUAUUUUACCUCUGAUAAUUUAAAAAUAUUUAAAUUAAAUCACACUUGAGAAACCUAAUUGAGAGCCCAGCCCAGGAACACCAUUGGCCUGUACGAACAUCUCGUGGCGUCGCCUAUGCAAUGGAGUGCUACUUUUCUUGAGACGGUAGAGAGUGUUGUAUCGAACGAUUGUAAUUAUGUAUUCAUAUACGAAUAACUGAAUGGACAGUUGGACAGUUUAUUUAUUCAAACACUUGAUUUCGCAUAGUCUGCUGUCAGUUAUGAUUUUGAAAUAAAGAGUAAAGAGUAUAUUGAAAUAUACAAUUAAUACAUACACGAAUUGUGCUAAAUCGUUUUGUAAAUAUAUCCAUUUAAAUAAAAAUAAAAGCGACCAUUAACUAAUCCAA
Drosophila serrata is the source of this 8336-nucleotide messenger RNA. RefSeq lists its product as uncharacterized. NCBI's taxonomy places the organism in Eukaryota, Metazoa, Arthropoda, Insecta, Diptera, Drosophilidae. The record is from RefSeq and is a predicted model, not a curated record.